Molecule: messenger RNA, 2726 nt
Organism: Alnus glutinosa
Lineage: Eukaryota; Viridiplantae; Streptophyta; Magnoliopsida; Fagales; Betulaceae
Product: G-type lectin S-receptor-like serine/threonine-protein kinase LECRK1
Exons: 1
Coding region: 181-2535 (784 amino acids)
Biological process (GO): recognition of pollen; protein phosphorylation
Molecular function (GO): protein serine/threonine kinase activity; ATP binding
Source: RefSeq, a predicted model, not a curated record
UUCACUGUCCCGUCACCCACGCAAUUCACCAUUCCGCAUUCUUCGCAACUAUUGAUUACUUCUACUUCUUCUCGCCUCUACUUCUUUUAUACCAAGCGUUUGUUUUUCAAAUGAUAAAAUAUCAAUCAAAAGCAGCGGUUUGGUUGCAGUAAUAUUGAUACCACCGAGGUUCCAACAACUAUGUCGAUCAUUGCUUCUACUAUUCUUUUUCUUUCUGCGCUUUCAAUAGCAACUGCUCAACCAAAAAGCCUCAACUUGACUCGAGGCUCUUCUCUCUCUCCCAGUGGCAACUCAUCAUCAUUACUCUCGCAAUCCGGCCUUUUCGCCUUUGGGUUCUUUCCUUUUGGUGAUGGUUAUUCAAUAAGCAUAUGGUUUGAAGGAACUCCACAGAAAACUGUCGUCUGGACAGCCAACCGGAAUGACCCUCCACUCUCCCGCAAUGCCAACAUUGUUUUUAAGAGCGAUGGUAGGCUCAUCUUGCAAGAGUUGGGAGGCCAAGAAAAAUCCAUUGCCAAUACCACACAGCCUGCUGUGUUGGCUUCCAUGCUCGAUUCUGGCAACUUUGUUCUCUUUGCUUUGAAUUCAACAAUUAUAUGGCAAAGUUUUGAUCACCCAACGGACACCCUUUUGCCUAGCCAACUCCUGCGAGCUAGGAGUCAGCUCGUUUCUAGCAACUCUGAAACCAAUCACUCAGAGGGAAUCUUCCGGAUCAAGAUGCAGAAUGAUGGGAACAUUGUUCUGUAUCAGUAUGCAGUAGGUAUUCCUAUGCCUGAUGCUCAAGAAUAUGCUUAUUGGUCGGCAGUUACAAAUUUUGUUGGGGCUAAUGCAACGCUGACGCUGGAUGAAAAUGGCCGCCUAUACAUGCUCAAUAGUACUGGUGUCAAUGUAAAGAACAUUACCAAUGAAAAGAUUCCCUCUGACGGGAAGAAGUACCGUGCAACAAUUGACGCAGAUGGGAUUUUCCGGCUGUAUUCUCAUGACUUGAAUGGGAAUGGCAAUUGGUCGAUCGAGUGGCUUGAGCCAGGAGAUGCAUGCGCUCCUAAAGGCAUAUGUGGCAUUAAUGAGUACUGUUACCUCGAAAAUCAACAAGCUGUUUGCACUUGUCCUGCAGGGUUUGUUUUCAUCAACCAGGAGCAAAUGAAUUUGGGUUGCAACAGAAACUUCACUGCAGAAAGUUGUUCGUCCAAGAAUGAAGAUACCAAGUACGAUAUUCAAGAAUACCAAAAUAGUGUAUUGGAUGAUAGCGCAUACGCCUAUUUGUUCUCUGCGACGAAAGAAGAAUGCAAACAGGCCUGUUUAGAGGAUUGCGACUGCGAAGCUGCUUUCUUUGAAAAACAAGAAUGCAGAAAACUAAAGCUUCCAUUGACAUUUUGGAGGACUAAUCUACAAGUGGGUGGCUAUUCAACUGCUGCAUUUGUCAAAUUUGGCAGCGGUAUCGACGGUAUGGUCUCAAAAGAUAUAGAAAGUAAGAAAAUAUUGCGAAUGGAUAUCUUAAUCAUUGGUGUUGCAUGUCUAGCUUUCGCAUUGAUUCUCCUAGCAUUUUUCGCUAUUCUUAUAUGUAGACUUAGAAUAUGGACAUACAAAAGGUGCCUCUCUCAUGAAACCGCAACCGAAGGAAUAUUGAUGGAGGAUGUGUCUUUGCGAGCAUUUACUUAUAGUGAACUCGAAGUUGCAACAAAUGGCUUCGUCGAACAAUUGGGUAGAGGUUCUUUUGGGACUGUCUUUAAGGGAACCCUGUCAAACGGGCAGAGGACCAUUGCUGUCAAGAAACUGGAGAAAGUAAUGGCUGAAGGAGAAGAAGAAUUCAAAAAUGAGAUGAGGUCCAUUGGACGAACCCACCAUAAAAACCUUGUCCGGUUGCUCGGUUAUUGCCACGAUGGUUCCAAUCGGCUUUUGGUGUACGAGUACAUGAGCAAUGGAACACUCACGGACUACCUCUUCAAAUCCCAAGUAAAGCCGAAUUGGGAGGAAAGAAUUAAAAUCGCUUUGAAUAUAGCUAGAGGGAUCCUAUAUUUACACGAGGAAUGUGAGACCCAAAUCAUCCACUGUGACAUAAAUCCCAACAAUAUACUGAUAGACGAGAGUGGAUGUGCCAAAAUUUCGGACUUUGGAUUGGCAAAGCUAUUGAUGCCCGACCAUUCUAAGACGCACACUGGGAUAAGAGGAACAAGAGGGUAUGUUGCCCCAGAAUGGCUCAAGAAUUUGCCCAUCACUGUGAAAGCGGAUGUGUAUAGCUUCGGUGUCGUAUUCUUGGUAACUAUAUGUUGCCGGAGGAGCAUUGAUAUCAAUGCUCCUCAGGAUGAAGUUGUUCUUGUAGACUGGGUCUACGAUUGUUUCAAGUCCAAUGGAUUAUGUAAGCUGGUUCCCGAAGAAGUUAACGCUGAAAGCUUGGAAAGGAUGGUGAGGAUCGGGCUUUGGUGCAUUGAAGAAGAGCCAGCAGCCCGUCCAUCAAUAAAGAAGGUGAUUCAUAUGUUGGAAGGCGCCGUAGAAAUACCCAUUCCACCGUGCGCUCGUUCUUCAGUUGAGAAUAAUUAGUUCUUCCAGCAACGCCAUCUUGUCAUGUCCACUUUUUUCCCAAUCCAGUUUAAUUUGUAAUUGAAUUUAAAUAAGUUAUCAAGCUAAUCUCAUUCUUUUCCUUCUACUGUCGUUAAUUCCCUUUUUCUUUUCCUGUUAAGCUCUCCCUUACCACUUGUAGUACUUUUCUCUUGGAAAUACAUUCCCAAUCC